UACAUUUUACAAUGAAAAUUAAUUUUAUAUCAUCAGAGGAAUUUGAGUGCUAAUAUUGGAGUUAACAGACCCCUAAUGUGCGCCCUUAAAUGAUCUCUAGAGGUUGACAGGUUACAGCCUUUGGGACAAUUCUAAAUCAUCACUUUUAGAUACUUCACGUUGCCGGUCAGAUUGACAUAAUAUGUCACGAAUUGCUGGAAAUUCCUGUAGCCGAGAACAAAUAUGACUCGCGUAUAAUCUUAUUGAGAUCUAUCGUGAGUAGACAUCAAAGGAUUAUUGCCUUCGCAGACAGUAUCGAGGAUGUGUUCUGUUAUAUGGCAUUGAUGCAAUUUCUCUUAAACACAUUCGUUAUUUGCUUCCUCGGAUUCGUAAUUGUAACUUCGUUUGGCACUCAUGAUGGAAAUAUUCUGAUGGUAAAGAUUAUACCUUAUUACGCCGUCGUGAAUUUAGAAGCCUUUAUACUUUGCUUCAGUGGCGAAUAUCUCACUUCCAAGAGCAAGUCUAUAAAUCGGGCGGCAUACAAUUCAUUUUGGUACAAGUUAAAGUCUAAGGAAAGCAAAAUCUUGUUGUUAUUGAUAAUGAGAUCGCAGAAGGAAUUGACAAUGACAGCCGGAAAAUUCGUAGAUUUAUCUCUGGAGGGUUUUACAAGCGUAAGAAUUUUUAGAUUUCCGUUUUCCUUAAUGAUAGUAGUAAUGCAAUUUAAAUAUAAUACCUAACCCCUAGAACACACGUUCCGAAAUAUUCUGAAAACACGCCAUGGGUCUAAAAGACCCAUUGUAACUUUAGAUUAAUAUUUUUAGACUCUUUUUUUUCUUUUUCAUUUUCAAGCUUUGAAAUUUAA
Acromyrmex echinatior (Panamanian leafcutter ant) is the source of this 841-nucleotide messenger RNA. RefSeq names its product odorant receptor 82a-like. Lineage: Eukaryota; Metazoa; Arthropoda; Insecta; Hymenoptera; Formicidae. Gene Ontology annotation, molecular function: odorant binding; olfactory receptor activity. Gene Ontology annotation, biological process: sensory perception of smell; detection of chemical stimulus involved in sensory perception of smell. Gene Ontology annotation, cellular component: plasma membrane. The record is from RefSeq and is a predicted model, not a curated record.